AUAAAUGUAGGAAAAUCCUCUGGCCAAGGUUUCAACAUCCCAACAUGGCUACAAAACCCAUCCAAAUUUUGCAGGCAAAGCGGCAACAACGCACACCAACCUGGCACAAGCAGUAGUAGCAGCACACACGCACCCUCUCCCAGCAAAGCAAACGAUGGCGGCGAGGCUCGUCUCCGUUGCCCACCUCCUCCUGCUCCUCGUUGUCCUGGCCGGCUCCCGCCGCGUGGCGCUGGCCUCGGAGACCGUGGAGCAGACCUGCGCCAAGGCCACGUCGGGCGCGGGCCGCGAGGAGCUGGCGCCCUUCUGCGUGUCGUCGCUGCAGGCGGCGCCCGGCAGCGACGGCGCCGACGCGCGCGGCCUGGCCGCCAUCGCCACCAACCUGACGCUGGCCAACUACACGGCCGCCGUGGCCACCAUCAAGGCGCUGGAGCGGCGCGGGGGCUGGUCCGAGCAGUCGCGUGCCGCGCUGGCCACGUGCCGCCAGCGGUACAUCGAGGCGCUCAACGUCGUGCACAGCGCCGUCCACGCGCUGGCCACGGGGAACCUCCGGGGCUACGUGUCCGACAUGGAGGUCGUCGGGAAGGCGGCGACCGACUGCGAGCACGCGUUCGGCGGCGCCGGGAGCGGGCCGCUGCGGAAGGUGGACGAGGACGCCGGCAACCUCGUCGUGGUGGCGACGCUCAUCGUCAGAUCCCUCCAGUGAUUAAGGCCGGAGGCGCAGUUUGGUGUCGCAUUAAUUACCUCGCGGCCGUAGGCAAAUCUCUACUACCUAUUAAGACGGUAAGGGGUAGGCUGCCCCAUUCCGUGUUCUGCCAUUCCCAUUCCGUCCUCACUGCAAAGCCCAUUCCCAUUCCCAGCUGUAUGUCUUUCUCAUUCCCCCUCCCUGCAAAGCCCAUUCACAUUUCCAUUCCCGGCUAUCACGUGUCUUUCUCAUUCCCCCUCCCACAAAGCCUAUUCUCAUUCCCACGUGCAUCCCACGCCUAGCUAAAAUUAAAUUAAAAAAACAGGCUCCAAGGGGAUUCAAACCCGCGACCUCUCAAAUAAAUGUGUUUGUAGCUACCACUACACCACAUGUGUGUUUAUGUCUACAUCUAUUAUAGUAAAAACAUAUAAUACAUCUCUCCCGAAGCCCACCUGCUACCCUUGCACAAUGUGUAGUAGUAGAUAAGUAUCACUGAGAUUAUUAAAUUAUAUUUUUGGAUUGAGGGAGUAGUAUUUAAAGAAGAGCCUUGCAUGCAAUUUCUUUUGUUUGAACAAUGUUUUCAACUUAAAUACUUUUUUUGCAUGUGU
Molecule: messenger RNA, 1290 nt
Organism: Zea mays
Lineage: Eukaryota; Viridiplantae; Streptophyta; Magnoliopsida; Poales; Poaceae
Exons: 1
Coding region: 155-703 (182 amino acids)
Molecular function (GO): enzyme inhibitor activity
Source: RefSeq, marked predicted